Messenger RNA from Zeugodacus cucurbitae (melon fly), 1820 nucleotides. RefSeq names its product probable ATP-dependent RNA helicase DDX56 (gene Hlc). The transcript has 5 exons. Lineage: Eukaryota; Metazoa; Arthropoda; Insecta; Diptera; Tephritidae. Gene Ontology annotation, molecular function: RNA helicase activity; ATP binding; nucleic acid binding. The coding region runs from base 131 to 1750 and encodes 539 amino acids. The record is from RefSeq and is a predicted model, not a curated record. Gene Ontology annotation, cellular component: nucleolus.
CAUUCAUAUUUUUGAGACAAAAACGUGUGUCUGGCUGCGAUUUCUUGCAAAUAUAAAUAUUAAUAGUUAUUAAAAAAUAUAAGUUUCUUGUUUUAUUUUAUAAAUCCACUAAAAUUAAAUUAGCCACAAUAUGGCAAGUGGAAAAAAAGUUCUUCAAUUUCAUGAAAUGGAAUUGGAUGAACGUCUACUCAAGGCUAUUUCGAAGAUGGGUUGGCUGCAGCCAACGCUCAUACAAGAAGCGGCCAUACCUUUAUUAUUAGAAGGCAAAGAUGUGGUAGUGCGUGCACGUACUGGCUCUGGAAAAACUGCGGCAUUUGCAUUACCGCUUUUACAAAAACUGCUAAAUUCAAAAUUAAAUGCUUCCGAACAGUAUACCAGUGCACUAGUGCUGUCACCCAGUAAAGAAUUAUGCCAGCAAACACGUACUGCAAUGGAACAAAUGGCUGACAAAUGCGGCAAAGUUGUGCGCAUCGUAGAUCUCUCUUCCAGUGAUGUUGUCGCACAAAGACAUGUUCUAUCAGAGCGUCCUGAUGUAGUCAUAUCAACGCCAGCGAAAGUACUCGCACAUAUACAGUCUGGCGCUUUGGAUGUGAAAAAAAUUGAAAUGCUUGUCGUGGAUGAGGCAGAUUUGGUAUUUUCUUUCGGCUUUGAGAAGGAUUUUAAAAAACUUGUAGAAUAUCUACCGCCAAUUUAUCAAGCAGUGCUUGUGUCCGCAACUUUAUCGGAUGAUGUGAUGAAUAUGAAAAACAUUGUGCUACACAAUCCGGUUGUACUGAAAUUGGAAGAACCAGAUCUAGUGCCAGAAAGUCAGCUUACACAUCAACGCAUAUCAGCAGAAGAGAACGACAAGCCAGCCAUAUUGUAUGCUUUAUUGAAAUUGCGUUUGAUACGCGGCAAAAAUGUUAUAUUCGUAAACUCUGUGGACCGUUGCUAUAAACUCAAACUGUUUCUGGAGCAAUUUCAAAUAAAAUCGUGCGUACUAAAUUCGGAGCUGCCAACAAAGAUACGCAUACACACCAUUAAUCAGUUUAAUCAGGGUAUUUACGAUCUGAUAAUUGCAUCGGAUGAGCGCAUGUUGGAGAACCCUGGUCGCAAUAAAAGCGACCGCGAAUCGGGUGCCUCGCGUGGCAUAGACUUUCACUGCGUAUCGAAUGUAAUAAAUUUUGAUUACCCCAUUGAUGUGAACUCGUACAUACAUCGUGCUGGCCGUACGGCGCGUGGCACAAAUAAAGGCAGUGUCUUGUCGUUUGUUAGUUUAAAGGAUAAAGAAGCAAAUGACGCUGUGGAGGAGCGUUUGCGUAGCGGCUACAUGAGCGAGGAUCAAGUGAUCAAAAAUUACCAAUUCAAACUGGAGGAGGUCGAACCCUUCCGUUAUCGUGCACAAGAUGCUUGGCGCGCUAUUACACGCAUUGCUGUGCACGAGGCACGUAUGCGCGAAAUAAGAAUAGAAAUUUUCAAUAGUGAGAAACUGAAAGGCUUCUUCAAUGAGAACACACGCGAUCUACAAGUGCUGCGUCAUGAUAAACCGCUGAAGACGGUUAAAGUGCAACCACAUUUAUCACAUGUGCCUGAGUACAUCGUGCCUAAGGCGCUUAAACGCAUGGCGACAACUGCAACAACACGCGCGCCCAAACAGUCACGCGGUUAUCACUCCACGGCGAAAGCGGCUUACGAAAGCCAAAAGGAUAAUCCACUAUUAUGCAGCGAAAUCGAUUAUGGUCGCAAGCGUGGUGGCGGUAAAAGGAAAUGAGCAUUUCUUAUUUCGUUUUAUUAAGUUUUAGCGUUAAUUUUUUUAAAAUAAAUUUUAUGAAAAACUGUAA